This is a messenger RNA of Tachysurus fulvidraco (yellow catfish), 1744 nucleotides long. RefSeq names its product serine/threonine-protein kinase pim-2-like. Gene Ontology annotation, molecular function: ATP binding; protein serine/threonine kinase activity. NCBI's taxonomy places the organism in Eukaryota, Metazoa, Chordata, Actinopteri, Siluriformes, Bagridae. Gene Ontology annotation, cellular component: cytoplasm. Gene Ontology annotation, biological process: regulation of mitotic cell cycle; negative regulation of apoptotic process; protein autophosphorylation. Bases 277 to 1458 code for a protein of 393 amino acids. The record is from RefSeq and is a predicted model, not a curated record. The transcript has 7 exons.
CAAAGUCGUAUUGUAUUGAACAUGUUACAUGUUCUCUGGACGCACUGGUGUUGUGCUGGUCCAGUGUGUGGUAUCUGAGCACUGAGCUAGAGAGCGGUUAUACACUCUGUUUCUGUUAAUAAACAUUCAUAUCUUUGUACACGAGAAUAGUACAGAAAUGUCCGAUCUUAAAUCAUAACAAAAACAUGCUUUAAAAAAACCCGCAUGUUUUUGUUUGAGUAACAUGACGUCACAGGCGCCAGUCAAUUCAUUGACUGCAGACAGAAAAACGCGCAAAUGGAAUCAACGGCUUGUUAUCGUCCGGAAUUUGACUCAAACUUUGUUGUGCAAGAACACGUUGGCAAGAAGAGAAAUCUGAUGGAGGUUCCUUACGAAAGACCCGAGGAGCAGUUGGUUAAAAGGAGGAGAUCAGAGUCAGGAGAGAAGAACGUGGAGACCAUCAAGCCUGAGACCAAUGUAGAGGCAUCCUCCACUGUCACAAGGAGAGUCGGCGAGGAGAAUCCUUUGAAGAGAAAGUGCAUGGAUGUUUCUCAAGGACCUGAAGGGACAGGAAAAAGGAGGAGAUCAGAGACAGAGGAGAACUAUAAGAAGAUGAAAGACAUGUUUUUAAAGCGCUACGCAGUGGGACGUAUGCUAGGACGUGGAGGCUGCGCUUCCGUCUGCGCAGGGGUCCGGAAGUCAGAUGGGAAAAAGGUGGCGCUGAAGAUCAUGUCCAAGAUUAUAAAUGACAAGUACAUCACAGUUCCCGGUGACACACGCAGACUCCCCGCUGAGGUGGCGCUUUUGGAACUGGUGUGCAAACCGCCACGCUGUCCGUAUGUGAUCGAGCUGCUAGAUUGGAUCGAGACGCCCGCAGGCAUCGUCAUCGUCUUGGAGAAGCCAGACCACUGCAUCGAUCUCUUCGAAUUCUGUAGGCGUGUGACCGUGACCGAAAAUAUGGCUAAAAUCAUCAUGCGGCAAGUCAUUCAGGCUGCACGUCACUGCCGUGCCCGGGGUGUGUUCCACAGUGACAUCAAGGAAGAAAAUAUUCUCAUCAACCCUCACACCCUUGAAGUCAAGCUCAUUGAUUUUGGCUGCGGUGAUCUACAUAAAGACACUCCCUACACUGAAUGUGCAGGCACGCCGAUUUACUUCCCUCCUGAAUGGCUAACCGAAAAAAAGUACGAGGCGGAACCCGCUACUGUCUGGGGUCUGGGUGUCCUCCUGUACAGCAUGCUGUGUGGACGCAUGCCGUUUAACAGCCCACACCAGACUGUUUAUGGCCUCCAAUGUUUCCCAGAUCGUCUGUCUAUAUCUUCCUGUAGUCUGAUCAACUGGUGUCUACAAAAAGACCCAAAAAGACGUCCAACACUAGAGCAGGUGAUUGCACACAGCUGGGUCCGACAUCACACUGUUGCCCCCUGCUGCAGAGCCCCCCUGGUUCUAAGAGGAAUGACUCCAGUACUACAGAUUCAUUAGGAAUUCAAAAGAAUUAUUGUAUUUACAUUUUAAUUACUCAUGUAUUAAAUUGACUUUGUAAUAUAUUUUUAUUUUCUGAUCAUUGUGACUUUGACUUUUGAUUAUUUAUUUAUUUAUUUAUAUAUUUAUUACUUUUGAUGAUUUUUUUUUUCACUUUUGAUUUUCUGACUCUUUGAUGAUUUUCUUUUCUUGAUUUUUGAUCAUUGUGUAAGAAAUAAAAAAAGUGACACUUUUUUACCUUACACCUUACAUUACACUUGUAAAUAAAACCAAUGUAGUUCUGUCA